Molecule: messenger RNA, 10314 nt
Organism: Parus major (Great Tit)
Lineage: Eukaryota; Metazoa; Chordata; Aves; Passeriformes; Paridae
Gene: DGKQ
Product: diacylglycerol kinase theta
Exons: 24
Coding region: 1-2826 (941 amino acids)
Biological process (GO): intracellular signal transduction; lipid phosphorylation; diacylglycerol metabolic process
Molecular function (GO): ATP-dependent diacylglycerol kinase activity
Source: RefSeq, a predicted model, not a curated record
AUGGCGAAAGGGCUGGAGCACAAGUCAUACGAGGAGAGGCCGAGGGAGCUGGGGUUGUUCAGCCUGGAGAAAAGAAGGCACAGGGGUGAUAUUAUCACUCUCGACAACUCCCAGAGAGGACCUUGCAGCCGCGAGUGGGGGGCGGGUCUCUUCUCCGAGGCACAGGAGAGAGAACAUACUCUCCAGCAGCGCCACGGGAGGGUGACCCUGACCAAACCCACCUUCUGCCACUACUGCACCGACUUCAUCUGGGGGCUGGCCGGCUACCAGUGCGAGGUUUGCAACUUCAUGUCUCAUGAAAAGUGCCUCAAGAAUAUCAAGAUACCAUGCUCAUGUAUUGCUCCCAGCCUUGUGAGGGUUCCAGUUGCACACUGUUUUGGGCCUCCAGGACAUUACAAAAGAAAGUUUUGCACUGUGUGCAGGAAGUCCCUGGAGUCUCCUGCCUUUCGAUGUGAAGUUUGUGAGCUACAUGUGCACACAGACUGUAUCCUGUUUGCUUGCAGUGACUGCCGGCAGUGUCACCAGGAUGGGCACCUGGACCAUGAUACUUACCACCAUCACUGGAGGGAGGGAAACCUUUCUUCAGGUGCUCGUUGUGAAAUUUGCAAAAAAACCUGUGGAUCUUCUGAGGUGCUCUCUGGCAUGAGAUGUGAAUGGUGUGGCAUCAUGGCUCAUGCUGCUUGCUAUGUAAUUGUCACACCAGAAUGUACCUUUGGAAGAUUGAGGAAUAUGAUUCUUCCUCCAAGUUGUGUUCAGUUGUUUUCUCGCAACUUCAGCAAAUUGCAUUGUUUUCGAAUAUCGGAAAAUUUGCAUACAGAAUCAGAUGAGGAUGAUGAUGUUGAUGGGUCAACACAAGGAUCAACAAAAGAUAUCCAAAUUUCAACCGAUUCAAGUAAACAAACACUCAAGAUAUUUGAUGGGAAUGAUGCAGUGAAACGCAAUCAAUUUCGACUAAUUUCAGUUCCAAGGAUUGCAAAAAAUGAAGAAGUUGUGGAGGCUGCUUUGAGGGCGUACUACAUAAAUGAUGACCAGCAGGAGUAUGAGCUUCAGACCUUUACGCAGCAGGUGCUGCUCUCUGAUGAUGUUAUCAACAGGAAUGAUGCUGCAGAGGACAGCAACUUGGGCUCAGUAUUCCGAGAAUCUGUUCCUGAAGCUUGGAUCAUCAGAGCCAAACCAAAGGACGAGGAAGUAAUCAGAAUUUAUCCUGCCUGGCUCAAGGUAGGAAUGGCAUAUGUUUCUCUACGAGUAAAUAAGGAUAGCACUGUGCAGACUGUGAUCAAAGAAGUGCUGCCAUUACUUGGAAGGCAGACAGAGUGCCUCCAGAAUUUCAAACUGGUGGAAGUGCUUAUGGGCAGUAAGCAAGUUCAGCGUAUGGUCUUGGACAAUCAGGAACUGAUUCUUAACAGACUCAAGGACAUAAGAAAGACUUCAAUACGUCAGAUGAAUCAAACAAGAUUUUACAUUGUAGAAAACAGUAAAUCAAUUGUACAAGUAAAUUUAUUUGUUGGUGGCCUUCCACCCCAACUUUCCCCUGAAGAAUACACAAAUAUUCUCAAGGAAGAAUUAGCUAUCAAAACAAAUGUAGUAUCUGUGAGUCAUGUUUAUCAAGCACAAGGUGCUGUUGUACUCCAAAUUUCAUGUUUUUCUGAAGCUGAAAGAAUAUAUAUGCUAGUUAAAGAUACUGUUGUCAAUGACAAGCCUCUGAAUGCUGUGGUGAUUCCUGCAGUUAUGGCUUCCAAGAUACCACAGAAUUGCUGCCCACUUCUUGUAUUUGUGAAUCCAAAAAGUGGUGGUCUCAAAGGUCGGGAUCUGCUGUACAGUUUUAGAAAGCUGUUAAACCCACAUCAAGUCUUUGAACUUACCAAUGGGGGCCCACUGCCUGGGUUUCACACAUUUUCCAAAGUCCCCUCCUUCCGAGUGCUGGUGUGUGGAGGUGACGGCACCGUUGGCUGGGUCCUUGGUGCACUCGAGGAGAUCAGGCACAAGCUGGUGUGCUCAGAGCCCUCAGUUGCCAUCUUACCUUUAGGAACAGGUAAUGAUUUGGGGAGGGUCUUGCGCUGGGGAGCUGGCUACAGUGGGGAGGACCCAUACUCCAUUUUGGUUUCUGUGGAUGAGGCGGAUGAUGUUCUCAUGGAUCGCUGGACUAUCCUUUUGGAUGCAGAAGAGCCAGCUGAAGGUGCAGAAAAUGGCAUUGCGGAACCUGAGCCUCCCAAGAUUGUACAGAUGAACAAUUACUGUGGUCUUGGCAUUGAUGCAGAGUUGAGCUUGGACUUUCAUCAUGCUAGAGAAGAAGAACCAGGGAAAUUUAAUAGCAGGUUUCACAACAAGGGAGUUUACGUGAAAGUUGGGCUGCAGAAGAUAAGUCACACUAGAAACCUUCACAAGGACAUAAAGCUGCAAGUGGACCAGCACGAGGUGGAAUUACCAAGUAUAGAAGGACUCAUUUUUAUUAAUAUACCCAGCUGGGGCUCUGGAGCUGACCUCUGGGGGUCUGAGAGUGACAACCGCUUUGAGAAACCACGCAUCGAUGACGGCCUGCUGGAAGUGGUUGGUGUGACUGGUGUCGUUCACAUGGGUCAAGUCCAAGGUGGUUUUCGAUCAGGAAUCCGCAUAGCCCAAGGCUCAUAUUUCCGUGUAACACUUCUAAAGCCAAUUCCAGUUCAAGUUGAUGGAGAGCCCUGGAUUCAGGCCCCUGGCCAGAUUAUAAUUUCUGCUGCAGGACCAAAGGUCCAUAUGUUAAAAAAAUCCAAGCAGAAGCAGAAAAAAACUGGAAGCCUGAAAGAGAUGAAAGUGGAUAGCCUGACAGUCUCUGAAGGAGGACGCUAAGAGGAGACCUGUGUUCGUGCCUAUGGUAGAUACCACCCUGGUCCCGUAAAACCGAGUGCAGACAAGUCAUGAAGAGUGUUGCCUAUGAGCGUGCCUUUCAUUACAUUUUGGUAGUACUGGGUUCUUCUUUGUCUUUCAAGGAUAGUACCUCAUUGUCACAAAUAACUAUUAUGCAUCACUUGUCUCGUCUGAAAUGUUUACUUGGGGUUGCUUUUCUGUAAGCUGUUUCCCAGCCAAAUAGAGAUUCCAAGAUGCUGAGAUUUCUGCAUUUGCCUUCAUGAAAAAUCCUGCCCUCUUCCCAGUUCAUCCUAAAAGAAAAUCAUUCCAUAUAUAAUUUUUAAUUGUUCAGUAACUUAAAAUGUUUUUUUUUAAUUAAUGCUCACAAUAGCAUCCUAACCAAAAAAAGGCAGAAACAUGAGCUGCUAAGAACUCCUUACAUUAGUCCAGCUAACAGUUGAAACAGUACAAGUGUAAAGAGAAAAAACACAAAACACAGGAGAGAUUAUUUCUGUUUAAAGUAUCCCAGUACACUGGGAAGAGAGAAGUGCUAGAACAGUUGAGUCAAAAUAUUUCUGAGUAUUUACUUCAACAGUAUUUGGACAGCAUGAAUGAAGGAGAAACAGCCUGUAGAGCAAUUUUUCAACUGUAGCUUAGUUUCUCGUUAUUCAGCCAAAGCCUGUUUUAAAAGGCAUUUGAAUUUCAUCAGCUACAACUCUCAAAAUAAAAAAGAAUACCUGGGGCAGUAGUAUGUUAUACCAAUUCUUUUCUAUCACUGAAACCAAUACCUUUGACACCAGACUUUUUUGUCUUGACUUUACUGGUAUUGUUUAAUUUUCAUUAAUUUGGAGUGUUAUACAACAGCAAGCUCAAGAAUCAUCAUUAAUUAGGUUAAAAGAAGUACCACUUAGUGUUCAAUUAAGUAAAUUAGCACAGUCAUACGUUAGAACUGAUACACAGCAUAGCUUAGCUGAGGAGCCUUAGCAGAUAUUGAAGCCUGUAGUGUGCAUCUAACAUGCUUUAGGCUUCAAAUAACUGGGAAUGUGAGAGGCAUCAUGAAAAUUCACUUACCUCGUCAGGCUUCUCAAGUCUUUGUGGGAGUUGUUAUUAGGCGUGGGUCCAGGGACACAGUGACUGUUCUUUUCUCACUUCAAUGAAUGUGUGCUCUGCAGAGGCUCUUUUUCAAUCAGUUCCUGUGAGGCCAAGACCACUUCUCUGUGCUUACCCAUCUGUGGAAGGUGUGGAGAUCCAGUACUUUUGCCGUUUCAUGCUGGAGACUGGUGCAGCUGUGCUGGUCCUGCCAUACACUCUGUAUCUGCUAUCCAUAGCUGUAGUCAUGUUCUUCACUCACAGCUCUGCCGUCUCAUCUCACUGUGGUUCCCCAGGGACUGAACCUUUUACUUUUGGUCAACAUCAUACACAAAGGGCUCUGUGAGCUACUUGUGGGCAGGGGUUGGGACCUGCAAGGUUUUGCCACUUGUAUGCAUCUGUUGCUUGGAGCUGCUUAAGCCACGUUGGCUAGAGCCCACUUAGCCAUAUGGUGGGCUUACUUGUCCUCUGUUGCACAGUAAUAACUGUUUCAGUUGUGGGUGGCAUGAAUUCAUCACUUGAGUGUCAGCCUUAGGAGCAUUCCUCUUGCCAGUGUAUCUAGCAAAACAUCUCUAGCUGCUUCAGGGAACUUAAGUGUAACUCUGAAAUACACAAAAGCUGUUUUGUGAUGGAGUCAGUUGAGGCAGUUCUUGCUGGGUCUUGUUGAUGAGUCUGUACUCUCAGCACUUUGCCAGCUUCAGCAAGAGCUGAUCAUUACAUGUGCUUUCUACUUUCCAGUCAUGGUGCAACGAGGGUCUGAAUGUCAUCUAUAGCAACAGAAUGAUGCAGCUGAAGCUAUAAAGAGAUAAAAAAUAGCUAUAGAAAAAUGUCAGAUGCCUAAAGCUUCUCCUUUCAAUCUAGUGAUUCCUUCUCCGUUUUCUGGUAGAGAUGCAGUUGGAGGAAUGACUUUUGUUUUCAGUGAAACCUUUUCUUAAUUGUUUAAAUUCUGAAUUUAAAUUUGGGGAUGUUCUUCAGGUCCCACAGUGUGGACUACAACUUAAUUUUUAUUCAAAAUGCAAACUGGAUUCAUGCUAUGAAGGAAAUAGUUUGGAUAGUACAGAGCUAAAAGCCUUAUCUUUCUGAUCAUUAAACACAGGGUUGUCUUCUUUAGAACCUGGACAUGAGGGGUCUGCCUCUUCUGGCAUCCUGGUUCCAGCUUUACAAGUAGGGAACAUGAAGUGUUUUUAGGAUGUGCACUCUCUGAAUGAAGUUCACAAAUUAGAGAGGAGAUCUGGAAUAGGCUGCUGCUUCAUAAUUGCCCAGAAAGACAAAGAAACUGCUUUGUAUCCUUGGGGCAGCAGAAAGAAUGCAUGGUCUACUUUCCAGUUGCUGACUCGGUAGUGGAAGCUGGGCUUUUUGUUACAGAAAACCUGCAUAAAUUUUAAGAUUGCUGGUACUGACUGUCUUCUGCAGCCCAAAUAAAUAACCCCAUCUUACUGAUUUUCCAGACAUAUAUAAUCCUGCAGCAUGUAGCUGACGCUGUUUCAAGUUCUUGGCUUGUUAAGGACCUGACUGUCUCUCCUUUUGCUCUGUAUCCGUUAUCUGAAAUAACAUUAAAUUCAUAGGUCACAAUAUUUUAAUCAGAGGGCCCCUUGCUGUGGCAUAUUCUUCCUGAAGAUUUCCUAUCCCUGGAACUCAGUACAAGCCUGUUUUGGGAUAGCAUCAUGGUAGCAAUGUGACACUGAAGUAUGAGUGUAAUCUCUUACCAGCUUCCAGAGGGGGUUCUGGCAGAGGACAAGAAGGCUUUGAGUUUUGUUUUUCUUCCCCUUUUUUUCCAGAAACCAACUGCCAUAUAUUUGAGCAGAUGAGUGCCACACUGAAAUGAAAACAUAGCUUAAGAAAAACACACUUGGUAUAUAAGUCCUCUGUGCAUGAAAAGAUGAAGCUUAAUGUGUUUUGAUGACAAAACAGAUUCCAGCUGAGGUAGCAAACCCCCUGUAAAACUUUUAAAAGGAGAAACUCACUCAUUAACUCCACUAUUAAGAUGUUCUAGUUUCAUGUUCUGUGAAGGACAUUAUAUCAAGAAUAUACGUAUGUGUGUGUGUAUUUUUUUCCUCACAUUUUCAUUGCAUAUGGUUUCUGAGAAGGCCUAGUAUUUUCUUGCAUGGCCUGCAUGAAGGGAGAGGAUAAGACAAUUCUUUGCAAUUAAUACAAAACAUUUAGACUUAGCCUUUCCACUGAACAUAACAAUGCACUAUUAUUUAUGUGACAGUGGGCAGAUAGAUGUUUCUCCAUACUGUUUUGAGUAGUAUUGUCUGAGAACCUAGUGGUCACAUGGCCAAGUACUUCAAAUAAUGCAGAAACUAAAGUGUUGGAGAAGAGGUUCUUUCAAGACGGGAGUUAAGUAACAUCAGGCACACAGGACCAGGAACUGUAACUGUGGACAGGGAAGAGAUGCAGGCUCUUUACUAUCCUGAGCACACUCCUUCAUCCUCUCUCCACUGCCUUUUUAUCUUGCUUAUACACCUUGGCAGGCACUAAUAGCACAACUAGCAUCUCUCCUGCUGAGGUACACUCUCCUGACCUUUUACUAGUGUCCUACUUAGGCACUGCCAGCACUGGGGAGAGAAAGGUCCUGAAAACUCUGGUUCCUUUCAAAUACCCCAAUGUUGCAGAUUAGUGCAGGUGGUCAGUUGAUUAAAAUCUAUUUUGAUGAAUAAAUGCAUUACCUCUCCCUUGAAUUAGCAGAACCAAAAUUCAAAAGCUCAUCCCUGAGAUACGGGUGCUACUCCAGAAAAUUUGCUGCUUUUUUCCCCAUGGCUUUACCCUUGAUUUGUACAGUUUAAAUUGCUGGUGUUUUCACUGCAUCGAUUUUUAGAUGAAAUGAUUAUUUUGCCAAAAGCCUUUUGUUUAUAUAUGUGUACAUAUGUACGUGCACAUUCAUGUGUGUACAUACACGUGAACACACUCUUUAAGAAUACGCCUUAUUGUAUUUCCUUCCACAGUGCCUAAUUAUACAGCUUUUGCCCUGUUACAGCAUUCUGAUAGCACUCACUUCUGGAUCUUUCUCUCACUGGUUUUGGACAUGAGGCAGGACUUGCACUUUCCAACAAGAUGUGAUGGCAAUAUAGUGAAAGCACAACUGUUUUUAGAGUACAGUGUCUGCAUUUAUGCAGUGUGAGCUCCGCUUGCUGUUUCUAGAUUUUAGUCAAGUAUCUGUGUGCCUAAAACCAAUGGCAAUGGCUAUUGUAGCAUUUUAAAAACUAGGAAGAAGCUGUCACUGCAAGACUUAACUAAGGAACAAAACUAAAUUAGCUGUCACAGAAAAUUGUUGUAAGUCUUCACAGUUACCCUCUUACAAAUAAUGUAUGGAUUUCGUUUCUUUAAAGAGCAAAUAAUGUACUUGAUUUGAAAAUCAGCUGUUUCGAAUUGCUCAGCAUUUAUACAUGCAUGUGAUUCUGUAGCAGUCUGUUGGCAUAUAAACAUCAUUAUCAAAUGAAACCUUUUUGUGGGAGGAGAAGGUAAGAGGAGCUGUUGUGACACUUAAAAAGGGCUUACGUUGAAGAUGCAGAUUUGGUUACAUAUGUAUUUAAUAAUGUACCAACUGUAGGUAUGCUCUGUCUUGCAUAGUCCGUAUUCCAUAUUCCAGCACCGGUAUUGGGGGCUCAUGGGAGCUGUGCACUGGCAGAAGAUACUCUUUCAGUCUGCACCCCAUAAGUCUUCCUUACCACUUUAAGAGUGACUGUACAUCUUCCUCUUUCUGUCAGGCUGCCCUUUGGGCCUAGCUCUGUACCAAAACUGGUAAUGAAGGUAUGAGCAUGUGCUGGUGAAUGUGUGUGGAGAGUGGGGAAAUGGAGUUCCUGCUCUGAAUUUGUUUGGCUUAGAUUAUUCUUUAAUUUCUACUUCAGCUUCUACUUUAGCCAUCUAACAGCUGUGCAGCAAAUAUUUGGCAACUACUGAAUUGCCUUGGAUUCACCAGUGACAAUGUUGCCUCAUUUUCAGGCUUUGAUCUUGUAUGUGUCAGAAUAUGUAUAACUUCAUUAUACUUUUUGCACUUAACAGAAAAUACAGGUUAGGCUUAGGGUAUGGCAAAAUUGCAAUGUUUGUACUUUUUUUGUAAAUAUGGGGAUGAUUCUACAGAUACAAAAAUGCACUUUCAGAUAACAAUGAGAACAAGUUUGUAGAAUACAAUUGUUUAGGAGUUUCUCUGACUGCAGUGUUCCUGAUACCCAUCCAUGUCUAACACUGUGUUCUCCUUGAAAGCCUGCUUGGGGAUAGAGAUGGCUUCUCACAUUGCAGAAUGUAUUUAUAGCUGACUGACUGAAAGUUCAUGUAUGUUUUUGAGCAAAUUUGCUGCUAUUCUAAGUUUUAGGUUUUACUAGACUGCUUCUGUAAUGCAUAAAAUAAUGUUCAAGUUUUAUUUAUAAUGUCAGCAUUUACUGAUUUGACAGUUGCAGGAGACAUCCAGCCCAAAGCCUUCAUUCCUUUUGCUAUUUAAUGAUUUUGUUUUGUUGUUGUUAUUUUUUUUAGCAGUGUAGGCAUUGUAUGUGUGGAGUGCAGUGAAAUGAAUGCAAAUUACUAACCUUUACCUGCAGUUAGAGUGGCAUUUUCAAUGUUUACAGGACAGUGACUAUUGAUUGUAAACCCAUACAUGUCCACUGAAACGGUGCACUCUUCCUAUGUUUUGGAAGCAUUGUUUCUGCUUACCAUAGUAACUAAUGGAAUAGUUGCCUUCUGGUUUUAGAGUCCUGCUUAUAUUGCUUUGGAGAGAUUUGGAGUCCAUGGCUUCUCUGCCAUGGACUCACAGGACAGAAUUUGUACUGAUACAAGUGUGUUAUAUUGAGCAUGUUUUCUGAAAGAGUGACUUUAUUUUUUGUGAAGAUAAUUUAUGAGAAGGUUUUAUAGCAGAUCAGUGCUGAAAAAGUUGAAGUCUUGAAAUAACAUUUGUAGACAUUAAAGAUCUAUCCCAAAGCACAGUAUUUUUUAAUAGGGCAGUGUUACUGAUGUAGUUAUCCCUCUGAGCUCUCCUGGCAGCAUACCCAUUUAGCACGUCACUCUGCACUGGUCAAGUGUGUUAUUUAGAGGACAGCCUGAUUUCAGAAGAUAUGGCUUAAUUUAUAUUGUGCAUAUCCCCUAUUACACCUCUGGCAGCAACUCCCAAUAUAAACAUCAAUCAUACAAGGCAGAGCUUCUUCCCCAUAGAGAUCACUUCAGGUUGAAGAGCAGAGAGCCUGCCCUUGUGUUUCACUGCAGAAAGGUUACAAGUCUGGUGACUGUCUGGCACUUAGAGUACUCUCACCAUCAGAAUGUGCCCACACAAGCUCUUUUGCUUUCUGAAGGCAGGCAGGCACAAAUCAAGAGUGCCCGAGUCAGACUGUUAACACCUUGUCUCACCAUGGCAUCCAUUUCUUAGUGCUGCUUAUCUUGUCAAAUUGGGUAGCAAGAGGUGCUUGAAGUAUUACUGAGUAUUUAUUGUGUAAUUUUGGGUGCUUAUAAAGCCUUCACUGCUAUUUUAAAGCAAAAUUUGGGGAUCUGUAGCAUAGCAAUAGCUGUAUAACUCUAGCAUUCCAAACAUGCCCAAAGCAAGUUAUCCUUGUGAUAGUUUAGUUAGCAAUGGUGUAGCUAGCAGCAAUUUGUAUCUUGAAGCUACAAGUUCUGAAUAUUGGAAGACAACAUCUCUGCUUUGAAUGCAAAGCAUUAGUGUUUAUAAUUCACUAUAGAUUUCAGCAUCUCUCCUACUUACAAAUGACUGAUGACAUCUUAAUUCUUCUCGAACUAUAACGUAACUAUCGCUUAAGUAACUGUCUUUCACCUCUGGUUAUUUAAAUCAUCCAAUUUACACAGUUGUAUGAAUGCUGUUUUAUUAUUAAGAUACUCUUAAGAUGUCUCAUAGCAUUUCUUGUGAAUGUUCUGAUACUUCAGUAAUAUAAUUCUGACCCAAUAAACUAAUGUAAUCUGACAAGUUAUUGUCUAGUGCUUAUUCUUUAUGCACCUGCCUAAUUCUCAGAAAAAAAAAAAAAAAGCCUAAGUAUAAGCAUUAAAGUGGUUAAAAGUGGUUUCCACACUCUGUGCCUCAAACCAGUAAUGCAUUGUCACACAUUUACUUGUGGAUUGGUCUCAAAAACUAGCUUUUAAUGAUGUAAAUUGUUUCUCAAUGUCUGCCUUGCAAAUGAGACAUGUCACUAUAUUGUGGUAACUUGUCUGCAAACAGCAUACCUAGUGUACUAACAGAUUUUUUAAAAAGUAAUUUAUAAAAGAUUGAGUUUUCUCUUAUAUUUGAACUUCUGUUCAUCCUUGGGUUCUGUUCUUAAUACAAUUCUGUGUAUAUUUUGCAAUACGUGUUUUGUGUUUGACUGUACAUUUUGCACCAAAAUGAAAUAUUGUAUUCUAAGUAUUAUUUACAAGUUCCAGAGAUCUGUAACUAGAAUUUGCUGUGAAAAAUACAACAUCUCUUCUACCCUG